Molecule: messenger RNA, 1548 nt
Organism: Sparassis crispa
Lineage: Eukaryota; Fungi; Basidiomycota; Agaricomycetes; Polyporales; Sparassidaceae
Product: Multifunctional cytochrome P450 monooxygenase af510
Exons: 12
Coding region: 1-1548 (515 amino acids)
Molecular function (GO): heme binding; oxidoreductase activity, acting on paired donors, with incorporation or reduction of molecular oxygen; iron ion binding
Source: RefSeq, a predicted model, not a curated record
AUGAGCGUCGUUCAAUUUGGCGUUGGUCUCGCUGUCGUUGUCUUUAUAUGGAUUCAGUUGAGCAAGCCUAAAAACUCUUCUCUGCCGCCUGGUCCGAACCCACUGCCGGUGGUGGGCAAUGUUGCCAACUUGACGGCGCACCAACUCUGGCUGAGGGCGACGCAAUGGGCCAAAGAAUACGGCAAUGUCGUGUACCUCCACGUCUUCGGCCAAGGACUGGUUUUCUUAAACAGCUAUGAAGCCGCCGUCGACCUGCUCGAGAAGCAGGGCUCGGUAUACUCGGAUAAACCUGGCCUCGUCAUGUGUGGCGAGCUAUGUGGCUGCGAGAACAUGGUCGCAUUCACGCGCUACGGCGACAAGUCCCGCCGCCAGCGCAGGCUCAUGCAGCAAGCGCUCGGCGUGAGCGCGGUCCGCACGUACCAGCCCUUGCUCGAGAUUGAAACGGCUGCGCUGCUCAAGAGGCUCCUCGCCGAUCCGCAGGACUACGUGGGCAAUGUGCGCCGCUAUGCGGGCGGCCUCACGCUGCUGGUCAUGUAUGGCUACCGCGCGAAUUCGAAGGAUGACCAGUUCCUCAUGCUUGCGGACACUUGCGUUGACCUGUUGUCCAACCAUAUCGCGUCGGGCGGCGGGAUCUGGCUCGUUGACAUCUUCCCCUUCCUGAAGCACCUUCCGCUAUGGUUCCCUGGCGCCGGCUUCAAACGCAAGGCAAUCGAGUGGAAGGCAAAGAUGGAAGAGUUUGUUAACAGGCCAUACGAGUUACUCAAGCAGCGCAUGAGAGAGGGAACGGCCGUCCCAUGCUUCUGCUCUACGCUCCUGGAGGAGCUGCAAGACAGAAACGAUAAGGCCGUCGAUGCCCAGAAGGACUUUGACAUUCGAUGGACCGCGAACUCGAUGUACUCUGCGAGUAUUGAUACCACAAUCACCAUGGUGAUGCACUUCAUCCGGGCGAUGGUUUUGCACCCUGAGGUGCUCGUUAAGGUGCAGCAGGAGAUGGAUACAGUGGUUGGCCAGGGUCGCCUGCCGACCUUCAGCGAUCGCGUGUCGCUGCCGUACCUGGAGUGCGUGAUGAGCGAGUGUCUGCGCUGGGGCGCGCCCGUCCCGCUAGGUCUUCCGCAUCGUCUGACGGAGGAUGACGUGUAUCAGGGUAUGCACAUUCCGAAGGGAUCACUGGUGUUCGCUAAUAUCUGGAAUAUGAUGAGGAAUGAGGAGCUAUACCCGGACGCGCAGGCGUUCAAGCCUGAGCGGUUCAUGGAGGAGGCUGAUGAGCAAACGGCGAAGAGGCGCGAUCCGCGCAACUUCGUGUUCGGGUUCGGGCGCCGUCGGUGCCCUGGCAUGCACCUCAUGGAGUCGUCGUUCUGGAUCGUCAUGGCGUCGAUGAUCGCGACGAUGGACCUCGCGAAGGCGGUCGACGAGCACGGGAACGUUGUCGAGCCCGAGACUAGCUUCGACAACGCCGUCUUUAGGAUUCCGACUACGUUCAAGUGCGACAUCCGCCCGCGCUCUGAGCAAGCGCUCAGGAUCGUCCGACAGGCUGCGGAUGCUGCGUGA